This is a messenger RNA of Brachypodium distachyon (stiff brome), 1005 nucleotides long. RefSeq lists its product as uncharacterized. NCBI's taxonomy places the organism in Eukaryota, Viridiplantae, Streptophyta, Magnoliopsida, Poales, Poaceae. Gene Ontology annotation, molecular function: enzyme inhibitor activity. The coding region runs from base 148 to 723 and encodes 191 amino acids. Gene Ontology annotation, biological process: negative regulation of catalytic activity. The record is from RefSeq and is a predicted model, not a curated record. The transcript is spliced from 2 exons.
CCGUGCUCUUCACCACUACCAUCUUGCCGGUUUCUUCUCAGGCACAAAAGGAUCUUAAUUUAUAGGCGCCUCUCCGGCCCUCGUCUCUCUUCUUUAGCUCACGAACCUACACUCCUCCUCUCGUACGUUCCACGAAUCGACACACCGAUGUUACGACACCUCGCCGCGCUGAUCCUCGCCGCCGUCUUGACGGCGUCCACGAGCUCCACCGAUGCUGCCCGCGCUUUCCGCUCCAAUGGCCGCCGCCUGAUCGGCGUCAGCAGCCAAGAGGACUGCAUAGCCAUAUGCCAACAGGUGCACUACAAGACGCUGUGCAGCACGCUGGCGACGCUGCCGGGGGUGACGACGCCGCAGCUGCUGCUGGAGGCGGCGCUGCGGGUGGCGGCGGCGAAGGCGGCGCUGGCGGAGAUGCGGCUGGACGUGGCGAUGAAGGCCGGGGGCGCGGCCAUGGGCAACGCCAUGUCGUCGUCGCUGCAGUCGUGCAAGGACAGCUACGCGUCGCUGGUGGACGCGCUGGAGACCUCGCGGGCCACGCUCAGGGACGGCGGCAGGAAAGACGACCUCAUGUCGGAGCUCUCGGCGGCCGGCACCUACUCCACCGACUGCCAGGACAUCUUCGACGAGCGGCCGGAGCUCAAGUUGCCCAUACCCGGCACGCAGCGCCACGUCACCCGCCUGGUCAGCAACUGCAUCGACCUGGCUGCCACCAUCAAGCAGCCCUGAGAGUGUGUCUGUGCAUGCAUGCGCGGGCAUCCGAUCGCGGGCGCUGCAUUCAUGAACACAAUCCUAUAGGACUCCGGCCCUAUGGACCUGACGGAUUAUGGCAUGUAGUAUUGAUGUUUUUCACGUUACGUGUAUUUUAGUGUACAUGGCUAUGUAUGUAGAUUUGUCAUCUCAGAGGUGUAUUACGUUUCAUAGGUAUGUUGUGGAUAGAGAUGAACUGUCUGUAGUUGUGCAAGGAGAUUAACAGACCCGAAAGGUUUAUGUAUUCAGUUAUUGAAAAUC